This is a messenger RNA of Prunus mume (Japanese apricot), 979 nucleotides long. RefSeq names its product E2F-associated phosphoprotein. Gene Ontology annotation, cellular component: nucleus. Lineage: Eukaryota; Viridiplantae; Streptophyta; Magnoliopsida; Rosales; Rosaceae. The record is from RefSeq and is a predicted model, not a curated record.
UUUGAUGAAACUUUGAAUCUAUUGAUCUUUUUAUUUAAAAGUGUUUUACGCUAACACCCGUGAGGUUUUUCGUGUUUAGAGUGAUUUUUGUUGAAAUUGAACCGAAACAAACCAUUCAUUCUAAACAAAGUGAUUUUUGUUUAAAUUCAGACCGUGUCACCUUUAUUCAUGACGCAAUCCAAACCGUCAUCAAUUAACAAAAAUAAAUAAACAAAGAAGCACCGAACAGACUUGAGAAGACGCCCAAACGAAUGAAGUCCGAAUUAAACCCAGCAGAAACAAAGAAAGAAAGUGAGAACAGAGCAGAGACGAAGAUGGAAGUAGAUGGAGAUGACAAGAGAGACCCCCCCGUGGGCUCUCCAACCAAUUCUCAGAAAACUGUUUCUGAUGACGAUGAAAUAGACUACUCCGUCAAACCCGAGUUCUAUGAUUCAGAUAUUGAUGACAAAGAUGAGUUGUGGGUUCAAACGAAAAGGAAAGGUCGUACUUCUGAUGCUGUGCUUAGUUGUCCAUCUUGUUUCACCACACUAUGCCUGGAGUGUCAAAGGCAUGAAAAGUAUGUGACCCAAUACAGAGCAGUGUUUGUUGUUAACUGCAAGACUGGAAGUGAUCAAGUGUUUCAUCAAAAAGAAGGAAGACCUAGAAAGGGCAAAGUAGGGAGAGAAUCUUCUGGGAGCAAAGCAAUUCCUGCAGGUAACCAAACCUUCAAGCAAGUCUGCUGCUUACUUUGCUCAACAGAGGUAGGUGUAAUUGAUGAAGAAGAAGUCUAUCAUUUCUUCAAUGUUCUUCCCAGCGAGUCUUGACCUGCUAAGUUUCCUUAAUCAAUGCAUUGUACGUUUUCUUUUCUCGUUACAUUAGAAUGGAUCAAACACUUGACCUAUCCUAGUUUUAACCUCUAUCUACCCUCCCGUGCCACUUGAGGUAACCGCAAAAGCUUAUGCAGUGUAGGUUUUAAUUAAACGAAUUGUGCUUCUGCUUA